CCUUUAUCAAACACACCAAGUAGAAUUUGCAAGAACCAAACACUAGUCCAUAGCACUCUUUUGUAGCAAAUACAUAUUUUAACAUGGUGAAGGUAGCAUUGUUGGUGGUCAUAUGCAUGGCAGCAGUAGCUGCCCAUGCAGAAGCAGCUAUUUCGUGUGGACAGGUCGUUCCAAACCUAACACCAUGCAUCAACUACGUUACGAAAGGCGGUCCUCUUCCAGCAGCAUGUUGCAGUGGGAUUAAGACCCUCAACGGCCAAGCUACCACCACUCCUGAUCGCCAGGCGGCUUGUAACUGUAUUAAAUCUGCUGCUGGAAGCAUCAGCGGCAUAAACUUCGGCAUUGCUGCUAGUCUCCCUGGCAAAUGUGGUGUCAACCUUCCCUACAAGAUUAGCCCUUCCAUUGACUGCUCCACGGUGCAGUAAGAAUUGUUCGGUAACUUAUGCAUGGUAGCAGGAGGCAAAAAAUAUAGGGCAUACAAGAUGGAAUAAAUAAGACUAGUGCUAUUAGAGUAGAUAGCUGAUUAAGCUUCCGCAGCACUCUAUAGUAUCGUCUUUAUGUUUUAGUAGUGGUGUGUGUGUGUUCACCAUCUAGCUUCAAAGUGUCAUCAAAAGAUUGUUUCCCUUUAAUCUAAUGAUUAUAAUAUAUCCUGCUACUUCUGGUAA
This is a messenger RNA of Lycium ferocissimum, 665 nucleotides long. Its product is annotated as non-specific lipid-transfer protein 1-like. NCBI's taxonomy places the organism in Eukaryota, Viridiplantae, Streptophyta, Magnoliopsida, Solanales, Solanaceae. Gene Ontology annotation, cellular component: membrane. The transcript is spliced from 2 exons. Bases 84 to 425 code for a protein of 113 amino acids. Gene Ontology annotation, molecular function: lipid binding. Gene Ontology annotation, biological process: lipid transport. The record is from RefSeq and is a predicted model, not a curated record.